CGGCGCCUGGCUACGCCCCCGCGGCGGGGAGCCGGCCCCGCCCGUGGCCGCCGGCGGGGAUUCGAUUGGCUCGGCUCCGCGCUAGCCGCGCCCCCUCUGUGCUCGGAGGGGCCCAACGUGGAGCCCCGCCUGGCUGCUGGCCGUCAUGGCGUCUCCGCUCCGAUUGCGCUCCGCGCUGGCCCUGGUUACAGGUGCGGGCGGCGGCCUUGGCCGCGCCAUCAGCGUGCGCCUCGCCGCCGAGGGGGCCGCCGUAGCCGCUUGCGACCUGGACGGGGCAGCAGCGCGGGAGACGGUGCGGCUGCUGGGAGGGCCGGGGACCGAGGAGGGGGCGCCCCGCGGAGCCCACGCCGCCUUCCAGGCUGAUGUGUCCGAGGCAGGGGCCGCUAGGCGCCUGCUGGAGCAAGUGCAGGCCUGCUUUUCUCGCCCGCCGUCUGUCGUUGUGUCCUGUGCGGGCAUCACCAGGGAUGAAUUUCUACUCCACAUGUCUGAGGACAACUGGGACAAAGUCAUAGCUGUCAACCUCAAGGGCAUCUUUCUAGUCACUCAGGCUGCAGCCCAAGCCCUCGUGUCCAGCGGCUGUCCUGGCUCCAUCAUCAACAUCAGUAGCAUCAUAGGCAAGGUCAGGCUGAGCUGGGAGGAGGUGGGGAACAUGGGACAGACGAACUAUGCAGCAUCCAAGGCUGGAGUGAUUGGGCUGACCCAGUCUGCAGCCCGGGAACUUGGACGACACGGGAUCCGCUGUAACAGUGUCCUCCCAGGAUUCAUUAGAACACCCAUGACCCAGAAAGUGCCGCAGAAAGUGCUGGACAAGAUGUGGCAGAUGUCAUCGCAUUCUUGGCAUCUGAAGACAGUGGAUACAUCACAGGGGCAUCAGUGGAAGUCACUGGAGGUCUUUUCAUGUAACUGCCUCAAGGACCCUGGACUCUGCUCACCCCCCCACUGCUCUGCUGGCCUCCUGCUGAUGAGGACUCGGAGUUCCCAGGCUACAAAAGGGGUGGCUGUGUAUGGCUCAGGAAUGCUGAAUAUGGGAGGCAGGGGUGCUUGUGACCCUAAUAAAUUCCAAAACCUCUUCCCUGCCACCUCCGGUUCUUCUUGUGUCCAAGUCCUCAGACCCUUCCCCACCUCCCCCUCCUUUCCCUUUUGCGAAGGAUUGUUCCCUUUCACUGCCUGGUCUCCCAGGGCAACCCCCGCCGCCGGGUGUGAGAGGCGAGAGUGUGUGUCCCUGUGUGUGCGUGACACUCUGGGUCUUUUGGAGGGAGGGGUCUCUGCCCCACCCCCUGCCACUGAUCCUGUAGCCCUAGUCCCUUCCCCCCAAUUCCCUGGGUCCUUACAGUCCCCAAGGGUGAUUUGUUCACGGUCCCAUCCUGGUGUCCAGUCUAGCCUUGAGAGGGGGUCUUGGAACAGGUGGCCCUCCCCCACCCCUCUCCUUUCUCUGAGUCCCCCCUCCCCUUUCUCCCCACCUUACAAUAGCUGCAGCCGGCCAGGGGUCGGAUGGGGGGAUUAGGGGAGGGGGCCAGGAUUAGGGGAGUGGGCCA
This is a messenger RNA of Bubalus bubalis (water buffalo), 1535 nucleotides long. RefSeq names its product hydroxysteroid 17-beta dehydrogenase 8 (gene HSD17B8). Lineage: Eukaryota; Metazoa; Chordata; Mammalia; Artiodactyla; Bovidae. The record is from RefSeq and is a predicted model, not a curated record. Bases 146 to 1504 code for a protein of 452 amino acids. Gene Ontology annotation, molecular function: estradiol 17-beta-dehydrogenase [NAD(P)+] activity. Gene Ontology annotation, biological process: estrogen biosynthetic process. The transcript has 8 exons.